Molecule: messenger RNA, 4677 nt
Organism: Diorhabda carinulata
Lineage: Eukaryota; Metazoa; Arthropoda; Insecta; Coleoptera; Chrysomelidae
Gene: ecd
Product: protein ecdysoneless
Exons: 3
Coding region: 198-2096 (632 amino acids)
Cellular component (GO): nucleus
Source: RefSeq, a predicted model, not a curated record
UUUUUGACGUAUCGUCAAUCAUUUUUCUUUCUUGUUGAGUAGCUGUAGUUCGAUGGUGUGCCCAAUUUUAAAAAGAAGAAGAAAUAGCUAGUUAAUAGUUAGCAAAAGGCACCAAAAGAGAAGACGUUGUUUUCAUUAUUGUUAAUGCAUGUUUUAUUGUGCUUGUUGUUUAGUACAUCAGUCAUUCACAUUUUGAAAUGGCCGGGGUGACUAACGUACUUGAAACGGUGCGCGAAGACGAUUUCGUUGAAUAUUUCAUAUUUCCGCAUUUAGAAUGUAAUGAUGAACAACAACAAGAAAAAAUUUUGACAGCGAUUUUAAAUAAAGCAAAAAAAAUCAUUGAUAAAUACGCGAAAAACUACUUGUGGCACAAAGACGAAUUCCAAUUAUCAAUUAGAAUAUCGACAUCCAAUUUUUUAAAUGAAAUCGAAGGUCAAAAAGAAAAUCUUCCACCACACCUUUAUGGUGUGUCCCAUUAUGGUGAUAAUAUAGAAGAUGAAUGGUUCAUGGUAUUUCUUUUGCAACAAUUAACAAAGGAAUUGAAUGAGUGUAUUGUGAGAGUACAUGAUGUAGAUGGGGAGUUUUUGUUGAUUGAGGCUGCUGAAUAUUUACCCAAUUGGGCCAACCCAGAAACCUCUCAAAAUAGGGUUUACAUUUAUAAUGGUAAAAUUCAUCUUAUACCUCAAGAUUGUAGCAAUACUGAGAUCAAAGUUAGUGAAUCCAUUUUGGCUAUAAGAAAAGACCCUUCAAAAACAGUAGCUUGUCCAGAGAUACAAUCCAGCAUAAAUACAAAGCUUGAAAGUUAUCCUGAGAAAAUAAAAGACAAUAUCCAUAAUGCAAUAGUUUUUAUACCAAUAGGAGUAGCUAGAGUUUUAAGAGCAAAACCCAAUUUGAUAUCAGCAGCAGUUCAAGCUUUCUGUAAUAGAGAUUCUAUCGAUCUAAAAGCUUGCAGAGCCAUGAAAUACUUUCCUCCAGAAAAUCGAGUUAAAAGAAGUGUAGUUUUUACCAAAUGUUUAUAUGCCAUGCUAACAAACAGUAAAUAUCUUCCAGAUAGAAGAACAGGUUGGAAUUUACCUUCUUCUACCUCAAACGACUAUAAAUCUCAUUUGUUGGGAGUAAAACUUGCUUGUGGUUUUGAAAUUUUAGCUUCACAAGCAAAACCAAGUACUGAUGUUGAUUCUGAUAGAGGCUGGCAGAAUUAUUUGAAGAGUUUGAAAGAUAAAGGAUAUUUCCAAGAGUACUUAGAACAUUCUCUGGGUUAUAAUAAUUUACUUAACAAAGCUAAACAAUAUUAUAUGGAAAACAGAGAUUCCAUGCACUACAGCUCCUCAAUAGGACAAGAUAUUUUAGACUUGAGCCGGAACUCAGAUAUUGGGGUAGACGAUCAGAUGAAUCUUGUAGAUGAUGAUGAUUCUUGGCUCAAUAUUAGCUCAGAAGAAUUGGAUAAGAUGCUGCAAGAGAAGUACGGACAAAAGAAGAUAUUUAAUGUUAAUAAUAAUUCAGAUGCUACAGGUUUUGCUGGAAAAUUAACCAGUUUUUUGAACCACGUAUCAGAUGUGGAUGGAGCAGAAUUUCCUACAGAAAACGAUUCUCCUGUUAGACCUCCUAGGCGUAAAAACAAAACAAAAGUAUCUUUUUCUAAUGAAUCUAAAAAGGAGGAAACUGCAAAUCCCAAAAUUAAUUUUGACCCAAAUUCAUUCGCUUGUGCUCUACAAAACAUAUUAAAUUUUGCUAUUCCUGAAGAUGAUUCUUGGGAUUUAGAAUCAGAUUCGGAUAUGAGUGAAUAUGAAGAAGACAACUAUGUAAAAAAUCAAACUUAUGAAAGUGGAAAAGAUAAAAACAAAUUACAAAAAUAUAUGGAUGAAAUGGAUAAGGAACUAGAAGGUACAACUAUUGGUCAAAGCUUUGAAAAGAAAAAGAAUGGAGAUAGUUUUGAUGAUAUAGAGACCUUCAAACCUGUAGACAUUAACGUCAAUGCUUUGAAAUAUAUUUUGGAGAGUUAUAAAAGUCAGAUGGGAGAGGCAGGUCCUUCCAGUAAUAUGCUAGGACCGAUGGGAAUUCAUCUAGAUCCCAAAGACAAUGCAACUGUUGAAUGAAAGAAGAAUUUUAUCAAUGUAUCAAAUUACCUCAACAUGAGACAAGUAUUGGAUUAUAUGAGCCAUAUAUUUCUGAAUGAUGUGAAACUUAGUUUGUAGUGCCUUGUGAAAUGUAUGUUUUUCUUUUUUUGCAAAAUUGUGUGAGAAUUGAUGAACAAAACUUUUUUUUAAAUUCAUAAAGUGAACUAUAUCAUACAUAAUUUGAAGAUACCAUCAAGUAUUGUCGUUUCAACAAAUAUCUGCAAAAUUAACUCGGGAUUUUAUCAAGGUUGCCAUAUAUAAUACCAAGAUGUGUGUUUUUUAUAAGUUUAAUUUUUUAUUGGUAGAUUUUUUGCCAGGCACUAAUAUUACCAUUUAGUAUAGUUGUAAUCUGUACUUUUUAUAAGAGAUUAUGUGUAAUGUAUUCAGGAGGUUCUUAAAUGUUGCCAAUGUAUUGAACUAGAAAUGGAGGAGAUCCAUCAACGGAUUUAGGUUUGAUGUCGCUCUAGGCUCUGUUUAUCGCGCCGCCGUUGAUGUUAAAAAAUGAAUUUUAUUAAUUUUGUUGCAAUAUUUUUAUUUGAAAUAACUUUAUUUCGUUAGAAUAUAAUUAAUAUUAGACAAAUUUAAGUAUUAAUGAAUUUUAAAAUUUCUUUUUUCCUAUCUGUGGUCCAUGUAAAAACAUCAAUUAUAUCAUCAUAAUCAAAUUCUUGGACAGUUGAGUUUCAAUAGACAGUAACUCAUUAAGUCUACCUUGAACCAUACGUGCACGUAAAUAUAGAUUUUUGGUCUUUCCAAUGUAGAAAAAGAUCUUUCUCCUGAACAAUUCGUAGCCAGAAUACUCAAAAAAAUACUUGAAACAACUUCAACAUCCCAACAGCUAAGUGAAUUUAAUACAUUGCAUAUAUUUUGUACAUCUUCUGUAUUUGCUUACGAAUCUUUAAAGUUGAUAAUGUAAAUUGAUACAUUUGUUUCCUAAUGUCUAUUCCAAAUUGCCGACUAGUUUAUUGGCAAGAUUUUUCAAUUUGUUUCAGAGCCGGAUUAAGCUAGGGGCUUGGGGGGGCUAUAGCCCCAGGUCCAAGAGGGUUUUUUUUGAGGUGUCGAUACCACAAAUCUAACGUAUUGACUUUAUUUUUUCAAUUUUUUCGGGUUUCCGAUUUCCUUAAGCAUAGAUUAAAAUUUUUAUAAAAAUUUUCAUAUGCACAUUAUACCCUGCCAAUUGCACAUUACUCAAAGUAUCUAAAAUAAUAUAAUCAACAUUGGUGCAGAAAAGGUAUGCUUUAAUUUACUUGUGACUCAUCUGGACUCAAGAUACUAUCUCUUUCUUCAUAUUCAGAAAAUUCUCUCUCUCAUGUCCCGAAGAAGUAGAGUGAACUAUGGAUCUGCAUAUCUGAUAAAUCAGCUUGAGAUUCUUAAAGCUUUUUACUAAAUUGAUUUAAAAUUACAUAGUUAAUGAUGUAUUAUAUUCAUACUUACAGUUGUAUAAUAUCGUUCUUUUUUGCAAUUAUAUAUGUCUGUAGUUGGUCUUGUGAAGAAGACAAUCGAUCAUAUAUUUCUGUAUUUGAUUUCGAUUGAUAGAUAGAAAAUAUGUGACGAUACAUCAUAGAUUGAGUCACGUGAUUUAAGAUUUUCACCGUUUCUACUUUUAUCUAAAUGUAAACAUUUCUAAUUUGAAUACUCUAAAUUUUGACUUGAAUUUUAAAUCCUGUAUGUGAAAAAUAUUAAGUAUAUCCCUACUAUAUUCUUUUUGCUACGUUAAGUUUUCCGUUCACAAGCAUUCAAUGUCCUACGCUUUUUCUAGUGUUCUUUAGUACUUAAAUCCCAUAAAUUGCACAGUUAUGGCUUAGAUACGGUUGAUUCGCUUUAUGCAAUAAGGUAAAUAUAUAUUUACGGUACUAUAAGCUUCAAAUGCCCAUAACUGAAUAAGAUUUAUAUAUACGUUUAGUAAUAGAAGAAAGAAUUAUUUUAAAUGUGAAAUUUGUUCAAAACUACCAGAAUGGAAAUGAUCUUAAUUAAAUAGUUGGCAGGUUUAAAACAGUAAAAUUGUGGUAUUUUAUUUGAAAACAAUUUUGUUUAAAGCUAUACUGUGUUUAUUGAUGAUGUUAUUACAUGUGAUAGCAAAUGGACAUCAUUUAUAAACAUGUCUAGUGAUAUUAAGUAUAAAAUGUUAUAGUCUUGAAAUAGAUUUCCAUCAAAAGUAUAUUUUUCUAUCAGAACUAAUGUAAACAAAUUUAAAAUAAUAAUAAAUAUAUUUUGCUAUAUUGUUUGAAGUAUUUUAAAUUGGAAACUAUGCUAUAUUUACAUAACACAUUGUAAGGUUUAUAAUAUACAAGUGAGAAUCAAGACAUUGUUGUGUUGUUUAAAUAUCAAGAUUUAAAAAAAUCCUUCAUUGGCAACAUUUACGAAAUUUCUCUCUAGUUAUAUGUGUAGCUUAUUAAAAUAUGUAUUUGUAAAAUAUUUAGGAAAACAGGGAAGCUUGUUGAAAAUUUUGACUGUUAUCUUUGUAAACAAAAUUUUAUCUGUUUGUAUUCAAAUCUAGUCUUGUUUGCACUUUUUUUGUAAUUUUAAACUGAAGGAUCCCAAUAAAUUCCAUCAGGAUAUAAAA